AUGCUUAUUCAUGAAGAUCUUAAAAACAACUUUUAUAAGAAGAUAUUGGAGUCGAAACAGGUAAUUUUGGGCUUCUUAUCUUGUAAUCAGUUAGUUAAUUGUUGUUCGGUUAUUUUAAAUAUGGUAUUUUAAAGUUUUCCAUUACAAAUAAAGUUUUAUGUUAUGCUAUAUAUAUCUAAUCUUUGAUGUUUCAGAAAAAUGUGAUAAUAAUAUCAAACCACGACCUGGAUGCCUUAUGCACAACAGUGAUAUUAACAGUAGGUUAUUUUACAUGUUUUUUAUUUGAAGUUUAGGAUUUAUUCGAAAGAGAUGAGGUAAUGUACUCUUUGGUUGUUAUCAAAGACUGGGUGGAGUUGGAGGCUGCGAUUCAGAUUUUUAAGAAGAGCUCAAGUUUGUUCGUGUUGAUAAACUGUGGAGCUUUUCGAUCUUUGUUCGGGCUGUCGACAGAAAUUUUAGGAGUAAGUUUAAUUGACUUUGGCUAAGUAUAUUAAUUUUCAAAAGUUACAUUUUUCUUGAAUUAAAUUGAAUUUCUUAAGUUUUAAAUGUACUUUGCUUUAUGUUCAGUUAAAUAUUAUAAAGUUCAAUGUUUUCAGCUAGAACUCUAUGUGUUUGACUGUCAACGACCGGUCGAAUUGUCGAAUGUAUAUGCCAAUCAAGUUGUUAAGGUAAUAUGCAGGACGUCAGAGAUAAACAGCUGGAAUCUACCGACUUUGGAGUCUAUUGUCGAUAUGAAUGAGGAAUCAGAAUCGGAAGAUGAGAAUGAUGCUGAAAAUAGAGAUAUUACUCAGAUAGCGUUAAGAGGUAUAAAGAAACGGAAUAGAACGUUAUGGGAGCAGACUAGGGAACGAUUGCAAUGGGAGUACGCUGUUAAUAGUUAUAUUGAGUAUCCGGUAGGUCUGUGCGUUUGAAUAUUGUGAUUUUUAGAUUGUUUCGGGCUUUAAAAUCAUGAGUUAGAUAUAAAAGAGGAAGUAAUGAGAGAUUUAUUGAGCGUUAUUGAUACCUAAAUUGACUUUCUGGUGUCUAAACUAACUUUUGCAGUAAAUAAGUAACAUGAUUCAUCUAACAUUACUUCCAGAGUGCCGUUCUAAUGCUACAACUGGCCCACUCGCUAGGAAUGUCAAGUGCUGAGCUUAGCUGGUGUGCAUGUGUAGCGUUGACACAUUAUUAUGUUGAGGACAUCAUAUCAUUACAAACCUAUACGAGUAUAUGUGUGGAGACGAUGCGAACAUUUACUAGGUUGUAUGCACCUCGAACACACGUCAAAAACGAUUCAACGUUGAGGAUAUCGUUUAAUAAAGAGUGGGUUUUAGGAGGUUUGGGAGGGGAGGGGGGUUUAUUGGGAAAGGAUUUAUUGGGGAGGGUUUUUUUUCAUUAGGGAGGGUCUUUUUGUCGAAGGGCGGGGGUUUAGAGGCACGAUGUCAUCCUACUAAAGGUAAGGUUAGGGGUGUUUAUACUGCCAAGGCGAUACGGCUUUGAAACUACUACUUAUAAGCCUAAAAUUACAUUUUUAAACACAAAAAUAAACUUUAAACUCUCUAAAGCUCUAAGUAUAACCUUAAAAUGCUUUUACUAUGUCACUUUUUGUAAAAUACGACUGUUGAAAGGCUAAACUCUGGUUUUACUUUAAUUAUCAAAGAGUAACAUAACGAUCUUUAAAGUCUAAAAACGAACUAUUUAUAAAAAUACCAAAAUCUUAAGUAUAACCUCAAGUUAACCAAAUAGUUUUAAUUCAGGUAUUUAUAAGAAGGUAUUCGAGGUAUCUUAACUUUCUGGCAUCUGCCACACACUUGUCUGAACGUAACUUUAGUCUAAAUUACACCUGCUUGCAUAGCUUUGGGUCAUUCUUUAUGAUGUCAUCAACAUAAGGGACUGAGGGCCGGGCGGGCACUUUUGGUUUGAGGGUAGGGGUCGAAAAAAUCGGCACAGGCAAAUUUUUUUCCAAAAAUAUACUGGGGUGGGGGGGGUCACGUUCAACUUUUUUCUAAAUUUUUUGGGGGGGGGGGUAUCUCACUCGGCCUGUUACAAAUAAAUUUAAUACUUUAAAAAUGGAAAAUCAGCUGAAAAAUUUAAAAUGUUAUAAUGAACGAUUUCCAGGCUACCAAUACCACUAUACAACCACUGGACUCUGCAUCAAAGCGUCGUACACGAUGUCAGUUUUAUCACUUCAUGCCGUCUGUGGACUCAACAAGGGGCACAUAAGCUUCGGGAGACAUACGCCACACUAGGGUAAGAUAGGAAAUGUUAUCAGAACUAAGUAAAGUGUUACAUUAUGGGUUAUUAUGACAAACACAAGGUUUAUAUUAUAAUUUAAAUGCGAUUUUUAUCGAUUUUUUUUUAAAUUUGAGAUUGAUUAUAUCAAAAUUAAAUUUUUUUCAAUUUUUAGAAUACCCUUAAACGAAUGCAAUGCCAAUUUCCACUCACUAACCUCGGAACGAAGGCAGGAGAUCUUCAGAAUCAUGGAGAACGAGCUAAUCGGCCUGAACACCUCAUUCGCCACCUUCUUCUCCCAUUUUGCCUUCUCAAGACAAUUCAAUUCGGCCGAUUAUGCUCGAAUCACAGCUCUAAAAAUGGAUUUCGAUGGGAAAGAGAACGACUUCAAGUCACGAUACUUCAAUUCCAUGGAGUUUCUAAAGAAAACCAUCUGGAAUCACGGCGGAAAUUCGGCCGAAACCGACCAAAGUCUAAAACAAUAUCAGAAAACACUGGAGAACAUAACCCAAUUGGCUUUUGAUUGUAUGCGACAGAGUUUGUUUUUGAAUACGAAUACGUUUUACGCAUUGUAUGUACCAGACGUACCAGAAACAGAGCUCUUAUUAACGUCGUCACAUCUUCUGAACGUGUUCAUGAUGUUGGCGUUGAGGAUAUUUGCGUCGGUAAGGGAUUGUUUUAGGUUUUAGGGGAGGGAAUGGAUUUUAAAAGGUGGAGAAGAAUGUUAUUGUGAUUUACUGUUAACUUGAUUAUGUCAAUUUUGGUAUUGUAGUAGCCAUUUUCUUCAGAUUCGCCGCGGUUUUCGAAUAAAAAAGCCUCUACUAGUGUCAAUAACGCCCAGGACCGUGACAGAAGCAACGGAACGAUACUGUCUAGUAUCUGGUCUGAUGCCUCUCCAAUCGUAUAUGAGUGAUACAGAACGGAAAACGCUAAUCCCAAGGUUAUUCGCUCAACUACAUGAAGAUCCAAACCUGGAAACCCAGUUUGAAAAUAUCAAUCCGAAUGGUAGGGAUAUUUGAGGGGUUUAGUGAAGGGUGGGGGGGGUGGUUUUACUUAGGAAGAUAAGGGUGACUUUUGAGUGGAAAAUUGAUUUUUUGGCGAUUUUUGAUGUAAAAAUGGUCUAAAACAAGGUUAAUAUAAGGUUUUUUGUGAAUUGUUUGAUGAUUCUUUAGGUGUAAAGGAAGUUCUUGCGGUUUUUAAGGGAUUUAUAACAAUUUCUUUUGCCAUAACUUUUGAAAAUUUGAGUUUUUUUUGCUUUUAGUUGAUAUUAUAGUACGUAAAAGGUAAAAUAAAAGCUUGUUUUUCUUGUUUAUCGGCGUUGAAGACUAAAUUGUGAAAUUCUAUGACUAAUAUUUUUAUGUUUUCAGUGAUAUACGUGAAGGAAACAAACCGAAUCGCCUUCUUCGAUCGUGUGGAACAACGUCUACGGUAG
Bursaphelenchus okinawaensis is the source of this 3640-nucleotide messenger RNA. The record is from the annotation of a GenBank genome assembly. NCBI's taxonomy places the organism in Eukaryota, Metazoa, Nematoda, Chromadorea, Rhabditida, Aphelenchoididae.